Paramecium pentaurelia is the source of this 207-nucleotide messenger RNA. NCBI's taxonomy places the organism in Eukaryota, Ciliophora, Oligohymenophorea, Peniculida, Parameciidae. The record is from the annotation of a GenBank genome assembly.
AUGCUCUAAAAUAUUAUAAAUUAAUAAUAAUAUAGAUUAAUACAAGUAUCUUAUGAUUAUCAAGUUUAGUAAAAAUUAUCCAAUAAUCUAAUUACAAAGUUUGGUGACAACGCGUUUUUAGUAGAUUGUUAUUACAAAGAUAUAUAUGGAAUUCGGAUUGAUCAAAUCUAGAUCAACUUGAAGUUUAGAGUCAUCAUUUCUUAUUGA